Miscanthus lutarioriparius is the source of this 3180-nucleotide messenger RNA. NCBI's taxonomy places the organism in Eukaryota, Viridiplantae, Streptophyta, Magnoliopsida, Poales, Poaceae. The record is from the annotation of a GenBank genome assembly.
AUGGAUGUGCCUACGCCUCCCAACCGUGCUGGCUGCAACAGUAACAUCAGCGACAUCGGCAGCCCCAUGCAAUCUUUUGAUGAUCCCUUUGGUGUUGCUGCCAUGACGAGCUUUGAUGGAUACUCGGAGCUCUGCAGCCCAUCAGUUGCUGAUCAAAUAUUCUCGCUGCUGAAUGACCCCUCGGCUGUGCAACAGAUGUUUGCCAUGUGGCCAUCCUUGGGAUCAUCUCCGCGUGCUUCUGCUGCGAGAGAAGACAUGUCGUUUGACACCUAUCCUGGACCCGUGGACGCGACAGCAUCACAUGCUCAAAGGAUGAACUCAGCAUCAGCAUUGAAUCCAACUGGAGUGGACAGAGGGCUAAAAGACUCAGAUGGGCUUGUUCCAAAUAAUGGUUCACAGCAAGGGAGUAGCAUCAUUCCGAGGUCUGUUGGCAACAUUCUUGCAAACAGGAUGCUCAUGGCACUAUCUUUGUUCAGGAAGUCAUUGAGCGAUGGUGUUCUUGCCCAAGUCUGGAUGCCUGUUGAGCACAAUGGUCGUGUCGUGUUGAGUACAUCCGAGCAGCCCUAUUUACUUGACCAGGAUCUUGCAGGUUACAGAGAAGUUUCUAGAAAUUUCGUGUUUUCAGUUAAGGAGGAGCCUGGUCUGCACCUAGGGCUUCCAGGGAGGGUCUUCAUAUCCGGGGUGCCAGAGUGGACCUCAAGUGUUAUGUAUUACAGUAAGCCAGAGUAUUUGAGAAUGGAGCAUGCUCUUAUUCAUGAAAUACGAGGGUCACUUGCUAUGCCAGUUUAUGAUCCCAGCAAGGGCUCUUGUUGCGCAGUUCUUGAACUUGUCACAAACAAGGAAAAACCUGAUUUUGAUGCAGAGAUGGACAUUGUUUACUCUGAAAAUCAGAAAUCUUCUUUUACGGAGAUUUUGGAUGUUCUAAGAGCUAUUUGUCAUGCGCAUAUGCUUCCUUUGGCCCUUACAUGGGUCCCUACAUCAAAUGGCAUCACUGGUGGUUUUUGUGUUGGAAAGAAUAUCAGGGUUGAUUCGCAACCAGGAAAAGCAGUACUUCGUAUCCAUGAAUCAGCUUGUUAUGUUAACGAUGCAAAGAUGCAGGGGUUUCUUCAUGCAUGUGCUGAACGUCAUCUUGAGAAAGGGCAGGGUAUUGCAGGCCGAGCCCUUAAAUCCAAUCUUCCAUUCUUUUCGCCUGAUAUAAGAGAGUACAGUAUCGAAGACUACCCGCUUGCACACCAUGCUCGUAAGUUUGGUCUGCAUGCUGCUGUAGCCAUCCGGCUGAGGAGUACGUACACUGGUAACAAUGACUACAUACUAGAAUUCUUUCUCCCAGUCAACUGCAAGGGCUGUGGAGAGCAGCAGAUGUUAUUAAACAACCUUUCCAGCACAAUGCAAAGAAUAUGCAAAAGCUUGCAAACAGUUUCUGAAACAGAGAUCGAAAAUGUUAGUGCUACUGCACCAAUGUGUGAGAAGACUAAUGGAAGUUGUUUACCAACUGGUAACUCUGAAAGUUCCUCACAUGAUGACCAGCCAAUCACAGAAUCUGCAUUCCAGGAUCUAUCUUUGGGUGACAAACAAGGAGACAGAGAACCUGACAAGGCACGGAGUAGCUCAAUGCGAGUUGCAGAGAAAAAACGCAGUACAUCUGAAAAGAAUUUUAGUCUGGAUGUUCUUCGCAAAUACUUUUCUGGGAGCCUCAGGAAUGCUGCAAUGAGCCUUGGUGUUUGUCCAACGACUUUGAAACGAAUAUGCAGACAACAUGGAAUUUCCCGAUGGCCAUCUCGAAAGAUAAACAAGGUCAAUCGUUCAUUGAAGAAGAUUGAGAAGGUCAUUAAAUCAGUUUAUGGUGUGGAUAGAUCCUUGCAGUCCGAUCCUGCUACUGGGUCUCUUGUUCCAGCAACCUCUCUUCCGGAUAAGAUGCCAUUCUCUGCUUGUGAUACAUUGCCUACCUCAUCUGUUGGGAAAACAGUUGAGGAAAAAUCUAGCCCAAAAUCAGAACAAGAUUUCUCUUCACCUGAUGGAUGGCAAAGAGAAACUAGCCAAUUUUAUGUCUCCAGUAUACCUAAAAGGGAAGGUGACGAAGUUCAAAUGCUGGCAAACAACAACAAAGGCAGCAGAAACUAUGCUUCUUGUAUUGCAAAUAUCACACUGCAUUCAAACUCUGAAGACACACAAGGUCCUUCAUAUCCCAUUGGUGCUGUUAAUUCUGUGCAUACUCGAGAAACAGGCUACAUCAAUUCUCCAGCCUCCCUCCACCCAAGAAUGGAUAGCAUUGAAGGCCAAACAAUGGGAUUGAACUCGCCAUUUGUACAACAAGCAGAUGUCACUAUGGUCGAUGGUCAUGACACCAAGGAGCAGACCCACCCUUCCACCUCUGGCACGACUGAUUCUUCGAGUGGCAGCGCCUCAAGCCAGCCUACUUUCAAGGGGAACCCAGGACACACCCUCAAAGAUAGAAGCAGCCCCGCACUGACCGUGAAAGCUACCUACAACGGCGACACUGUGCGGUUCAAGUUUCUGCCAGCAAUGGGCUGGUACCACUUACUGGAAGAGAUAGCAAAGAGGUUUAAGCUGACGACAGGAGCAUUCCAGCUCAAAUACAAGGAUGACGAGGACGAGUGGGUGAUCCUGGCGAACGACGCCGACCUCCAGGAGUGCAUGGACGUCCUGGACUCGAUCAGCUCACGCAACAUGAAGCUGCAGGUUGCUUUCCAGAAUUCCAGGCCAGCACAAGUCGUGGGGCAGCCUGGGCGUGCCGCUGAAGGCGUGGAGCAGCUCGCUGUAUUGGACCGGUUAGCCCAGGGAACGGUAGUGGAUGCUGGGCCUAUAGUUCGCAAUUGGGCGGCCACCGCUUGGCAGACAGCCCUGACCCCUCUACCCGAGCGCUUCGCCUACCAGUACGGCCGCCGGUACCACGAGGCGGCGCGACAUGGCGAUUGGGCUACAGAGAUAGCGAGCUCGAUUGCUCGGACCUACUACGCGUUCGGGUUGCCCCCAGCUGCCUGCCUGCCCCAUGUCCGUGUGCCGAAGCAAUUGCAUCUAGAGUCUAGACCAUGGCAGUACCGGUACGAGGCGACUUCAAGUGCGUGGAAUCAGAUGAGCUCCAACCUCCAACGAGCCAAAGACCAGCCAAAUCCAACUGCCGGGCUGUCUGUCCAGCCUGCAGAGAAUAUCACCGGAUGA